GUGAUGUGUCUGAGGGUGACUCUGGUGUUUCUCUCUGUGCCUCCACAGGUCCUGGGCUCAGUUAAGAACAAGAUCGAGCUGUUUGCUGGCACUCAGGAAGAUUUUCCCACGCUGCUCUUUAAAGCCAGAAAAUACUUGAUCGCCCGAGGGAAGCUGGACUGGACAGACUCUCCAGGCACCGUGCCUCCGCUCCGCCGCUCGGACACACUGGUGAGGAGUAGGAAGCCGUCGCUGGGGGAGCUGAUUCUGCGUCACACACACAGCCCGACACGUGCUCGCCAGGCAGCCCAGCACGCCCUGAAGCAGGUGCGGGAGGGGCAGGUGCUGCAUGCACUGACGGGCAGCUCCAUGUUUAAGAGUUCAGCGGAGAAACAGAACGAGGCGCUGAGGGUGAAGAAUGCUGUGUACUGUGCUGUCAUCUUCACCGAGUUCCUCAAAGAGCUGGCGGCCAUCGCCCAGGAACACUCCGUCACCUCCCCCUUUCUCCUGAGGGGUAGCGAGGAGUGA
Molecule: messenger RNA, 507 nt
Organism: Callorhinchus milii (elephant shark)
Lineage: Eukaryota; Metazoa; Chordata; Chondrichthyes; Chimaeriformes; Callorhinchidae
Product: FHF complex subunit HOOK interacting protein 1B-like
Exons: 2
Coding region: 4-507 (167 amino acids)
Biological process (GO): endosome to lysosome transport; endosome organization; lysosome organization
Cellular component (GO): FHF complex
Source: RefSeq, a predicted model, not a curated record